CGAUCUGUCUAUUUCCAUACCCAUCUUAAUACCCUAUAGUUAAAAAGUUUGUAUCGAUUGUUUUGUUUCCUAGCAAUUUUCUGACUCACACCUUUUCACAACUAGGGUACACACAUAUAACCUUUUGGGUUUAAUUUAGUAUUUUAUCAAGUGUAUCACAGUUAACACGCUGGGUUGCAGUCCUUCAAAAAUUGUCGUGUUUGUUUAUACAUUUUUAGUGCAUUGAAGCUUGAAGAGGAAACUAUUUUCAUUCAUUCUAGUGUUAAUGACGCACAAAUAUGUAUCUGAAAAUUUUACUAGUCAUGUUUGUUUUAAGUAAAAGUGAAAGUGUUUUGCCGGUUAUAAAAGUGGAAGGGGAUAUUAAAAUUGCACUCUUAUUAGAAAAUUGUAUAAACAAGGAUAAUGAAGUGAUUCCUUUUAGAAAACAGUCGCUCAUUUCCUCUGCGUUUUGGGUUGUAGAGAGAAUAAACUUUCUAGAAAGCUUAUAUCCUAUGAAAUUGGGACUUGAAGUGUAUGAAACUUGUACCGAUAAUGAUUACUUUAAAAUUGCAUUCGAGUUAUAUGACAACAUUAGCAGUUACACUCUUGGAAUAGUCAAUGAACACAAAGUAAAUCCAAAACUUACGAAAUAUAGUGAACUGCUCGAAAUACCAACUGUUACAAUUAAACAUGUAAAUAGUUUAUUAAUAAAAGCCUCGAUUAGGUUUCUAAACAAUUUAGGAUGGAUUAAAAAUGUAACAAUUUUUGCUCCGAACGAAAACAUUGUGGCCGAAUUUUACAAACUUUCAAAAUCAAAUUUUAUUUGUAUCGAGGAUUGUGUCGUUUAUGAUUCUUGCUAUAAGGGAUUUAACUAUACAAAGCAUAUCGUUUUUUUCGGAAAUGUAGAACAAAUAGAGGAUUUCAUAAGAAGUAACGAUUUUGAAAAUUCUGAAGAUGAACUGUUUGCCUUGUUUGUGCCUUUGGAUGGAUCUGUACCAAAACAUUUGCCUUACAAAAGCUUCGUUAUUAUUCCACCACAUAAUCCAGCAACAAGAACUUAUAAAACACCGGAAAACAUCCUCCCAUCUCCCAUUUUCAUCUACACAGCAAGAGCAUUUCUAACGUAUACAAAAAAUAUCGAACAUUUUGUCGAAAAGAAUUGCAAUGAAACCAUAUAUAUAGUAAAUUGCAUAAGAGAAAAAUUUACUAAAAUAUAUAAACCAUUUAUUAUGACACCAGCAAGCAUUUUGGAAACGCUCAAAGUAGAAACAUUAAAACAACAUUUUGUUUACGAUAUUUACAUCGCUGAUAAAGAUACAACAAACAUAAGUAUAUUAGCAACAAAAAAUGAUUUUUUGGAACCACUGUCAAAAAUAUUUUCCUACAAUAUUUUUUACGAUAAUUUAACUUUUAUAAACCAUUCGUUUCAAGAUAGAUUGAAUAUUUCUAAAAGAAGUGAAGAUAGUAACGUCAAAUGUAAUUAUUAUCAUCGAGAAAAACAUUUCAAUUUAUUUAUGGAUAAUGUGUCAAAUUUGUCAUUUAGAUCCGAAGCUUGGGUGUAUGCCUUUUUAUCGUUAUCGUUACUUGGAGUAAUAGUUUGCAUGUCUAUUUUAAUUUUUCUUUUAAUUAGUAUUUGCAAAAAAGACGUACUGGAAGGAAACCCUGUAUUAACCAUUUCUUUACUAGUAGCAGUAACGUUUCUGUUUUGCUCAAUUUUACCGUUUAGUUUAGAAGAUAAUAAAGUUACAGCCAAUUUAUUAUGUUUAGUAAAAUCUCUAUGUACUACUCUUGGUUAUUCUUUAGUAUUUUCUUUACUCUUAUCUAGGUGUAUCCUUUUAGCAACUGCGUCAAAAGAUAUAGGUUUCAUGUCACACAUUGCGGGUCCAGUUCAGGCUUUUUUAUGUUUGUUUAUUUUUGGAAUUCAAGCCGCUCUAAGUUUGCAGAUUGUAGGUAAAUGUUUGGAAGUAUUUUACAGUACUUCAUUUAUUUACCUAAUGAGUUAUAAUAUAAUGCUCCUUUUACUGCUUCUCUGUCUGUGUCCGUUAAUAUACAAAUGUGAGCGGAAUUAUCGCGAAGGAAAAUACUUUUGUAUUGUAAUAUUACAAACUAGUAUCGUGUGGUCCAUUUGGCUGCCUCUUUUCAUGUUUUUGGAUAGAAGUUGGAAUGAACCUAUGCUCUGCUUGGGACUUGUAUGCACGGCCGGUGGGUUCCUUGGAGCUAUUUUUAUACCCAGGACAUAUUUAAUGACCAUAGCGGCAGCUAGAAAUAAAAUGACAAGUGCACUUCCAUCCUUGAAUACGGCCAAUAGUAUUGUGGAUAUUUACAGAACGAACACACAGCCGAUAUAUGACUGCCUUAAUGUCGCAGCUAUAAAUGCAGUUAAUGUAGCUAGAGCCGGAGUUACUGUUUCUUCAUCGCAAGCUAUGCCACGGCCAGAUUUGUAUUCUUGUUCGGCAGUUCCUGAUGAUGAAGACUUCGAUUUCCGAUGCGAUACUCCAAUACAUAAUGAUAAGGUUACUCGAUUUUAG
This is a messenger RNA of Psylliodes chrysocephalus, 2507 nucleotides long. Lineage: Eukaryota; Metazoa; Arthropoda; Insecta; Coleoptera; Chrysomelidae. The record is from the annotation of a GenBank genome assembly.